AUGAACCUGGUAGACCAAGCCUAUCUCUCCAGGGAGCUGGGAGAGGAAGAGCUGAAGAUGCUGGCAGCAACCUACUGCGGUCUGGCUGCCCAUGAGGAUGACUCUGUCCGGGCAUCAGCCAUUCAACAUCUGGGGCUGCUUCGGGCCUGGGCCAGAGACCAAAGGCUUCCCGUAACAACAACAACAGAAGAAGAAGAAGCCAUUAAUGAACUGGUCAUCGUCCUCAUUCACCUGGAAGACGAGGAUGAGGUGGCCAAGGCCGCAAGGAGGGCUCUUUCCCAUCUAGCCCCAAAAGUCAAGUGGUGGGCCCAUCCCAACAAAUUUAGCCUCCACUUUGCACUCCACCAGGCUGCCAAGCAUCUGAGCAAGACCUUCAGCAAGAACAUCCUUCGGAGUGCUGCCUUGACAUGUACCAAGCCGUCGGCCAACAGGCUGCCAGCCGUCUCCAGGGUGGCAGCUCUGCUUCUGGGGCUGGAAGAGAUGCAGCAGCACGAGGAAGAAGGGCUCAGGCGGACAGGGAGGAGCUGCCUGAACAUCAUGCAGCGGGCCUUGGAACAUCGGCAGAAAGGCAGGGUCCAGCGCCUUGUGAGGAGGCUGCUCCGCUGUGGUCACAGGGAACCUUACCCGCAGGACUUCCUGAGCUGCAUGCCAGAACAUCCGCAGUAGCGCCAGGCCAAGGCAACGUGAACAUCAGAGUUGUGCUGCAGAGAUACCAUCUUCUGCUCUCCGCGGGAUCCAGUCUAGACCAGCGCCAGGAACAUCAACGCCACCAGGAUCGACCAAGAGGAGUGGUGCUGCCCUCAAG
This is a messenger RNA of Lacerta agilis (Sand lizard), 805 nucleotides long. RefSeq lists its product as uncharacterized. The transcript is spliced from 6 exons. The record is from RefSeq and is a predicted model, not a curated record. The coding region runs from base 1 to 666 and encodes 221 amino acids. NCBI's taxonomy places the organism in Eukaryota, Metazoa, Chordata, Lepidosauria, Squamata, Lacertidae.